AUGGACGCGAAUAGGCCGGAGAGCUCCAAGCCACUCUUUUUAAAACAUCACUGCUCUCUCACUCCUCCUAUAGGGUUCAAUAACUCAACUCAAGAAGAAGAAAUUGCCAUACAAAUGCACGGCGGGGACUGCGGCGGCGGAGCUCUGCUCUGCAGCGGGAAUGAAGUACUCCCGGCAACGGUGGCGGCGCCGUUGAUAAGAAAAGGACCAUGGUUAGUCGAGGAGGACGCCGUCCUCAUGGACUACGUCGCUAAGUACGGCCCGCACGACUGGAGCUCCAUUCGAUCCAAAGGUCUUCUUUUCCGCAGCGGCAAAUCCUGCCGCCUCCGCUAUGUCAACAAGCUUAAGCCUGGCUUGAAAUCUGGAUGCAAGUUUUCUGCGGAGGAGGAGCGAGUUGUGAUCGAUUUGCAGGCGAGGUUUGGGAACAAAUGGGCCCGAAUUUCGACUCAUCUUCCUGGUAGAACGGACAAUGAUGUCAAGAAUUUUUGGAGUAUUCGGCAGAAGAGAUUGGCUAAGCUCCUGCAAACUUCUUCUCCUGUUAGACCACUUAUUAAGCAGAGGAAGGCAAAUGGUAAUUCAGAUUAUUAUCCGUAUAAUGUUCCUCAAUACCCAAACAGUGAGCACAUGUAUGAACCCUAUUAUGAAGGUCCAGAUGCCAUGAAAAUGGUUGUGAUGCCCAAUAACCCUGAAGCAAAUCUUCCCCAGAUCGAGCCGGCCAUUAACGCUCAAGAGCCGUGCUUGCAGAGCAGCAGCCCACCUCCUCCAUCUCCAUUCGAUAACUUUCUCGACCUCCCUUUACUUUCAGAUGGAGAAGAUCUCAUCAUGCAGGAGUUAGGCGAAAUGAGCUUCCCUGAUCAGUUUGACUGUGUAGAGACCUCGUUGACUUUGUUUGACGAAUUUGAAGUUGAAGAUAGUGGCAUCAGGAGAGAGCAUUUGGGGACACCUGAAAGCUUCUUCGAUGAUUUUCCUGCUGCAUUAGAAAGAAUUGUUGUUGAUGCAUCUCUUUUCUUUUUCAAGGGUAAAAAUCCAUUUUUUAGCUGA
Messenger RNA from Phalaenopsis equestris, 1041 nucleotides. RefSeq names its product myb-related protein MYBAS2-like. The coding region runs from base 1 to 1041 and encodes 346 amino acids. The transcript is spliced from 4 exons. NCBI's taxonomy places the organism in Eukaryota, Viridiplantae, Streptophyta, Magnoliopsida, Asparagales, Orchidaceae. The record is from RefSeq and is a predicted model, not a curated record.